Molecule: messenger RNA, 727 nt
Organism: Loxodonta africana (African savanna elephant)
Lineage: Eukaryota; Metazoa; Chordata; Mammalia; Proboscidea; Elephantidae
Gene: BATF3
Product: basic leucine zipper ATF-like transcription factor 3
Exons: 3
Coding region: 17-385 (122 amino acids)
Biological process (GO): regulation of transcription by RNA polymerase II
Cellular component (GO): nucleus
Molecular function (GO): DNA-binding transcription factor activity, RNA polymerase II-specific; RNA polymerase II cis-regulatory region sequence-specific DNA binding
Source: RefSeq, a predicted model, not a curated record
CCGAGGAGCGCCCGGCAUGUCGCAAGGGCUCCCGGCGGCCGGCAGUGUCCUGCAGAGGAGCGUCGCGGCGCCCGGGAACCAACCGCAGCCGCAGAGUCCAGAAGAUGAUGACAGGAAGGUCCGAAGAAGAGAGAAAAACCGUGUUGCUGCUCAGAGAAGUAGGAAGAAGCAGACCCAGAAGGCUGACAAACUCCACGAGGAGUAUGAGUGCCUGGAGCAAGAGAACACGGUGCUGCGGAGGGAGAUCGGGAAGCUGACAGAGGAGCUGAAGCACCUGAGCGAGGUGCUGAAGGAGCACGAGAAGAUGUGCCCGCUGCUGCUCUGCCCCGUGAACUUCGUGUCCGUGCCUCGGCCGGACCCCGUAGCUGGCUGUCUGCCCCGGUGAAGCCGGAGGACAUCCUCCUCCCUGGAGCGAGGAGCCUGGCCUUCUUCACCCCAGGAAUGAGCAGUCUCCCUCAGCAUCUGUGCACAGGAGGACCUGUCACCCUGCCUCCUCCGAGAAGCUGAGGAGGCCUGUCCUCAGGAGACCGGGCUCAGCAGAGAGCCCCACAGGCGCCUGACGUCCAGAGCCCUUGAGCAGACGCAGGCAAGGAUGCCACCAUCACCUUCCGUCACUUCUCAUCCACUUUGGCAGCUAGUAGGUUCCGCUGUGUGCAGAAUCAUUUCCUCCAGAAUUUGGAUAAUAAAGAUGGUUAUUGUAGUCCUUCCUUUCUCCAGGUUCUUGGAA